Molecule: messenger RNA, 1310 nt
Organism: Cololabis saira (Pacific saury)
Lineage: Eukaryota; Metazoa; Chordata; Actinopteri; Beloniformes; Belonidae
Product: gap junction Cx32.2 protein-like
Exons: 3
Coding region: 133-1071 (312 amino acids)
Biological process (GO): cell communication
Cellular component (GO): connexin complex
Source: RefSeq, a predicted model, not a curated record
AGAAGGUUCUGGAGGAGGUUCUGGGUUCUGGAGGAGGUUUUGGAGGAGGUUCUGGGUUCUGGAGGAGGUUCUGGAGAAGGUUCUGCUGCUGACGUGGAGGAACCGGUUCUGUCUGGAGACCAUGAGGCUUUCAUGAGUCUCUGCUGUGGCUGGACCGCCGAGUUCUGGAGCACCGAGUUCUGGACCAUCGAGUUCUGGACCGCUGAGUUCUGGACCACCGAGUUCUGGACCAACGAGUUCUGGACUGCAGAAACAACGGUUGUUGCCAUGGGCGACUGGUCCUACCUGUCCUCUCUGCUGGACAAAGUCCAGUCCCACUCCACAGUGGUGGGAAAGAUCUGGAUGAGCGUCCUGUUCCUCUUCCGGAUCUUCGUCCUGGGGGCGGCGGCCGACCAGGUCUGGGGGGACGAGGCGUCGGCCUUCACCUGCGACGUCCACGAACCCGGGUGCGAGCUGGCCUGCCACGACUGGAGGUUCCCCAUGUCCUUCGUGAACUUCUGGGUCCUGCAGAUCGUGUCCGUGACCUCCCCCACCUUGGUCUACCUGGGCUACGCCGUCCACGUGGUCCACGGGGAGAAGAAGAGGACGGGGGCGGGGCUGAAGUCCAGGUACACCGAUGAGCGCGGGAAGGUCCAGAUCAAGGGGGUGCUCUUCUGUGCCUACAUGGCCCAGCUGGUCUCUAAAAUCCUGCUGGAGGUCGGCUUCAGCGUGGGACAGUUCUUUGUCUUCGGGGGCUUUUGGCUGAGCUGGAGGUUCCACUGCCAGACCAUCCCCCCCUGUCCGGAAUAUUCCGGCGCCUUGUGCUUCGUGUCCCGCCCCACCGAGAAGACGGUCUUCAUCGUCUUCAUGCUGGCGGUUUCUGGCGUCUCGGUGCUGCUAAACAUGGUGGAGAUCGUCUACCUGGUCCACCGCCAGAGGAGAACCUCCAGGAAACAGCAGCAGGUCCUGCACCGGCCGGCCCGGGCCCCCGAGCCGGACUGGGGGUCCAACAGCCCCCCUUACGGGGGAUUUGAGGUCCUACCUGUGCACCGCGAGGACGCAGCGGGACUCGACAAGGAGAAGAAGACCUGAUCCCUGAUCCUGGUCUGCUCUGAAUGUUCUGGUUGUUCUGAAGUCUUAAAUAAAGCUGAUGGGGUUGUCUGAUGUUGUCUGUCUCCAACUGUCUCUCAGACCUGCUGGAGCACCUGGAGCUGGACCUGGACUGGGUUCGGUCCAGGAACCAGUCCAGACCCGGUCCCUUAGCCCCCUUUAGGAAAGUCAGGGGAAGUGACUGGACUCCUAGUCCAGGACCACUACAAGGCCCUGUAAUC